AUGGCGCCGAAAGCUGUCUCUCCGGGGGCCAACCUCCUCCGCCAGUCGCGGCUCUUCGCUAUGCCAAAGCCCCUCCCCCCACCAUUAACCCUCCGCCUAGGACACCAAGAGCCAGCACCAUACCCAACCGUCCAAGCAAUAACCGCCCCGACUUCCUCACGGGUCCGCGGGAACUGGGGACUGAAGCGCGACGCCCCGCGCAAGGUCACGCACACGACGAUGCGAGUGACAGAGCUGGACACAAUUGAGCGCUUCAUGACCUUCGAAUCCGCCAAUGACGACGUGCUCACGUUGAAGAAGUGGCAGGAGAUAGACGUACCUCUGACCAGGGGCCCCGGACUAGUAAGUGAUCUGAACAUGGCCACGCGCCAUCUGGAAUCCGUCUUCGACGAGGUCGCCGGCGGGGAGGGUUACAAGUGGAAGUAUCUCGGCCCCUUCCUCCUGGACAUGCCAGCAAACGAGUUCAAGCGGUACGUGCUGAAGAAGGUGAAGCCCCAGCGGAAAGAAUUCGAAGCCUUUGUCGCAGAGAGCAUGGCGAGGGCGCGCGGGGUGUAUGAAAGCGCCGCCACGGCCGAUGGGGAAACGGGAAACGAAAUACAAGUGAACGUGAACGAAUUGAGGGCAGACACGGGAAAAGAAACCGAAGUGAACAUGAACGAAUCGAGGGCAGACACGGGAAAGGAAACCGAAGUGAACAUGAACGAAUUGAGGGUAGGCGCGGGAAAGGAAAUAGAAGUGAACAUGAACGAAUUGAGGGCGGACAUGAUGAAGUUCCUGACCCUGGUAUCGGACUUCCUGGACCUGCCGAGGAGCGGAAGGCCCUACCGCACCCACCCAUCCGCGGGACUGCACUACAUCCGCUCGGCAGCACACAUCCCCUACGACCCCGAGCACGGCCCCCACCCCACACGUAUAGUACCUGGCCGGUCCCUCAACUCGGGUACUCCCGGCACCGGCCCCGUCGUCGGGGUCGGCGGCGUUGCGGCGAUUCUCCGCGACAAUGGCAACUACCUUAACGCCGGCCGGGCACACAACGACCGCAGACUCGUUCGCGACUACGAGCCCAGAUCCGCAUACAUUUCCAACCGCGGGCGGGUCAUGAUGGACGUUAGGCCCGCCAUGUCCUUCGAAGAGGCCACCGGGAUGAGGAGUAGGGGUGUCGGGAUGACCUGGGGCUCCUUGGAGGCCGGGUCCACGCUGGAUAGAUUGAGGGGUUUAGUUCCCCAAGGGGGAGGCAGGAUGGUGGGGGGAUGGCGUGACUGGGGCCGGGAUUCCGGGGAACAGCAGGGGGGCGGUAAUGGGGGUAGAGACGGCUUGAUCAGCCUGGUGCCUCCCACGUCCAAGUAUUCGGAGGCAUUCACGAAGCCGAGCCAGGCGAGGGCGAGCAGGGCGCCGGACAGGAGAGAGGCGAUAGAUGGUAUACUAGCCAGUCUAUCAAAA
Molecule: messenger RNA, 1440 nt
Organism: Tuber aestivum (summer truffle)
Lineage: Eukaryota; Fungi; Ascomycota; Pezizomycetes; Pezizales; Tuberaceae
Source: the annotation of a GenBank genome assembly